CGAGAUUCCUUCGUAUUGAUAACAAGAAAAAUGUGACAGAAUAAGGGAACCACUAGAGACGGGGUACAGAUCGAAACAAGUUGUUCAGAGUAUUAAGCCGACAAUCACAAAAGUUGACCUUACAAACAGGGUACGCCAACGCUGAAAUACAACGUUGAAUUUUGGAAGAAUUUCAUUUUUGGCAAACGAAAGUUACAGUGACGUCACACACACAAAAAAAAAACCGGUAUCUAAGAAAGAAAAAAAGGAAAGAAAGAAGACUUCUUUGAUUUUAUUAUCCACCAACAUGAAAUGGCUAAAAAGCUGGUAGUCAUGUUGAGAAGGAGAAAAACUGCCCCACCAGAAUACUACGAUGCAUGUUUGAAUGGAUUGGGUGAAGAUGUUCUACAGAUUAUAGCAACAGAGAAAAGAAAGCCAGAGAUAAAAAGCACAAAUUCAUCAGAUGAUUUGCAUCGUUAUAAGAAGAAGAAGACUGAAGAACAAAGUGACAUUUCAAAACUCUCACAUAAAGCAAAGUUUUCUCUUUCCAUAGCAAGUCGACUAAUUGGGAAACGACUUUCUGCAUCUCGACAACUCCUUGCUGCUGGACAGGUAUGGAAACAUACGGUUCCCAGCCAUGACUGUGACGUCGUGGUUACGUUUCCAGCUAAUGUCAAUGAAACCACAUUAGUCUGGUUAUUGACAAAAUUAAGAACACGCUUAUCAGAUGUCACUGUUGAAGUUCGCCAUCAUCGGCAUUCUGGAGUUUACGUCUUUUACUUAACUGCUCCGUAUGAAAACCUACUAAAAGGUGCUGAACAGUUGAGGUUACGAAAACGACUAAAACCAGUUUUUGGGGGUGGUAUGAAAGAGUUUGUGUUUGAAGAACAAGAUUUCUUUGAAAAUGUGGAAGAUUCUGACAACUUUUUUAGCUCACAGGAGAGACAGAGUAUUGUUUUACACCUUCUCCACAGCCUAAGAGCAGACGAAGGAGACCACCUUCACUGUAUUAAUUUUGUAGAAGGACAGUCCGUCAUUCCUAAAUGUCUAGCUACAGGAAUUAUCAGCCAAAUUUUGCCCCUACAUAAUAGUGAAGCUUUAACAAGACUGAAGAAAACUUGGGUUCAAGCUUUCUUCCGAUAUCAACCACUGGAUGACAUCUGUGAUUAUUUUGGAGUUAAAAUAGCAAUAUAUUUUGCCUGGCUAGGCCAUUAUACUAAAGCUUUGACAAUCCCUGCUGCUUUUGGGUUUUUCUUGUGGAUGUGUUAUCAUGGACGUGACCAG
This is a messenger RNA of Limulus polyphemus (Atlantic horseshoe crab), 1263 nucleotides long. RefSeq names its product anoctamin-8-like. Gene Ontology annotation, biological process: chloride transmembrane transport. The transcript has 8 exons. The annotation marks the transcript as partial. Gene Ontology annotation, cellular component: plasma membrane. NCBI's taxonomy places the organism in Eukaryota, Metazoa, Arthropoda, Merostomata, Xiphosura, Limulidae. The record is from RefSeq and is a predicted model, not a curated record. Gene Ontology annotation, molecular function: chloride channel activity.